This is a messenger RNA of Exophiala mesophila, 2576 nucleotides long. RefSeq lists its product as uncharacterized. Lineage: Eukaryota; Fungi; Ascomycota; Eurotiomycetes; Chaetothyriales; Herpotrichiellaceae. The transcript is spliced from 3 exons. Gene Ontology annotation, cellular component: exomer complex. Bases 203 to 2299 code for a protein of 698 amino acids. Gene Ontology annotation, biological process: Golgi to plasma membrane transport. Gene Ontology annotation, molecular function: protein binding. The record is from RefSeq and is a predicted model, not a curated record.
CUAACCUCUCGCUACAACAUUUGACCUAUUCACGUUCUACUGGGCGGUUGUGUUUGCAAGGGCAUCCGUGGUUUACUGCCGCAGCUUUGAACACAGACCUGAGAGCGCAAAAGUAUAUCUUUUCCACAGCCCAAUUUAGAUCGAUCUGUCCUAUCCUGUCUUGUCCUGACCUGCGAGGCAUCCUCCGUCCGCUGCCCCCAUCAUGGUUGCGCCGGCGGUUCCAGAGAUAAUCGAGGACGACGACAUUGGUUUGGCAGUCGAUGCCCGUACAGAGAGUCUCCCUGGGCUCCGCGAACUGGGACCUCCUGACUUGGUCCACCUGGUCAAACAGAGCGUCAAGGCCGGUUCCAAGCAAACGGGCGUCUACCAUCAUGUCACCGGGGUCGACGCCUCCUCCUCCGCCAGUCUCGCAGCCUAUGUCAACACUCUCACCUUCAAUCCUGCCGACAAAACCCACAAGGUCGUCUCCGGCCUGUACUGCUGUUACAAUGCCUUUUCCCACCUCGACAUGCGCGUGGAAGUCAAGAUCCCCGGAAGUGUUGAAAGCUAUUGUGUUGAUGAGCGGGGCGAUAGAAGAGUAGCCACGGACGGGCUAUGGUUGGAGACAUUUCUCUGUGCUGUGCUCAGAGCUUAUUCCUACGCCGACGACGGCAGCGGAGACACGAUUAAAAAGAUUAUAGGCGUGCGAAGGUUCAAUCCUGUUACCAGUACCGAAAUUGAGCACCGAUUUUUCGAGGCGGCUGAGAAGCUCUUCUUCAAUGGCCGACAGUUGGGCUCCGAUCCUGAGAUUCAAAUUCCUAACCUAGUCUCGAAUCACUUGACCGCCGGUCUCCUGAAGUACAUCAAAACCACGGGCCGCUAUACAUCAGGAAUUAACUUAUUCGAGAAGCUGCGUACAAAAGACGUUGAGGUUUCAUCCUUGUUGGCGCAAGUCCUCCUGGACGGUGACGAAGAGGUCCAGGCGGUUCGGCUGUUGCAUGAUGCCCUGCAGGAUGUUCCGAUGGACUAUGCCCUUUUGGAUUGUCAAGCCACAUUUUGUCAAAAGAAGGGCGAGGGCGAUUUGGCGCUCGAACUGGCCAAACAAGGGGUCACUGCAGCCCCCAGCGAGUUCAGUACUUGGGCUCGGCUGGCAGAAGUCUAUGUCGACCUGGAGCAAUGGGACCUCGCUCUCUUGACUCUGAAUUCAUGUCCCAUGUUCUCUUACCAAGACAAGGACUCACCCCGGAUGCCUGAGCCAACUCGCGUGCUACUCCCCAUCUUAGCCGAGACCGCGCUGGAUGAGAUUGAUGAAGGACAGCCACGACACGGAGAACCGUAUGACUCAAUACAUGUUUCGCUUAGGAAACUCCAAGCCGCCACAUAUCAAGGCACGUUUCUGAAGGCGUAUAGCUUGCUCACCAGGGUCGCAGCUUCGAUCGGGUGGGACGCACUCCUGAAGACACGCAGCCAGGUGUUUGUCAUGGAAGAAGAGUAUCGAUCGGAACGACAACAUUCCACGCCCAAGGCACCGGCUAGCAAGAACGCCAGUACCGUCGCACUUUCGGGGACGCCGAAUGGCAAAGCUACGGUUCCUGAUGAAUCUCAUUCAGACGAUGACCAGUCGCCCACAGAUGACCAAAACGAGGCGGCAGGGUCGUCGACUGCUCCGACCCUAAACGGCGGGGCCAAUGAAAACGCCGAGAUCCAAGCAGACCAGUCAAUGGAGAAGCCAGUGCCCACAAUUACUGCUGAAGAGGUCAAGUCUGGAAACGAUGACAGCGACCAUUCUGACGCCCAGUACCCCCAAUUUCAGAACAAGAGGCUGUGUGAACGAUGGCUGGACAAUCUUUUCAUGGUGCUAUAUGAAGACUUGAGAAUAUACACCAUUUGGCGGACCGAGAUGGGUCAGUAUCGUCAGCAGCAGAUGCAGUACAAAAAGAGCGCGUCCGAGUGGGAGAUCUUGGGCGACCUGGCAGAACGACUACAUCACAACAACGAGGCCCUCGAGGCAUAUCAACAGUGUCUCAACAUUCGAUUCUCCCCCAAGGCCAUGCGAGGAAUGCUGCGGAUGUACGAGAAGAGGGGAGACACAAGAAAUGCUCUGGCAUGCUUGAUCAGGCUCAUCACAUGGCAGUACAGGUGGUAUUCAGAGUUCUCCCCCGAACUCUUCUAUUCGAUUCGCAAAUUGAUCGAGGAAGAAGGAGCGGUCAAGAUCCGCAGUAUCGUUCAAGCAUCGAACCUACCGCAGCACGUGUUGGACCUCACACAUGAAUACUGUCAAGUGUGUGUAGCGUUCCGGAGUAAUGGAACCGACGGGUAGGAUGAGAUUGUGACGCUGUGAUUGUAUAUGAUUCGAUAGCGACAUCGGAUGGAUGGUAAAUCUUCGGGCCAGGGACCCAUAUUGCAAGCGUCGGCGUCCCAAAUAAAAGAUCGAUAGAUGGAAUGGUGAUGUUGAUCGAGCACUGAAAAGGAUUACAAUUCUCGGGUUGCGGAAUGUUCAUAUGUCAUCUGAUUUCAAAAUGCUUUGCCGUAGACUCUGUCCGGCGGAUCAGGAGGUCUAUAAGUGUCCUAAUCUAAUCUAAUCGCAUCAGUUCCCC